Molecule: messenger RNA, 5828 nt
Organism: Pseudonaja textilis
Lineage: Eukaryota; Metazoa; Chordata; Lepidosauria; Squamata; Elapidae
Gene: LIN54
Product: lin-54 DREAM MuvB core complex component
Biological process (GO): regulation of DNA-templated transcription
Cellular component (GO): nucleus
Source: RefSeq, a predicted model, not a curated record
CUGCCAGGGUGAUGACGAAGUGAAAAUGGCGGAUCUUUCGAAAUCCUAUCCCGGCCCUUGACAUUCCAGAAGCGGCAGCUCACCAGCCCGAAGAGGCUCUGCCCGCUGGCUGCCAGAGGCCCUCCAGCUGGCUCUGCCCCCCAGCCGGUCAGACCCCGCCCGCCCACCCGGGAGCUGGCACCGACCAGCCUGGAAGGACUCGCGGCUGCCUCCCGGAGAGGCUGCAGCACAUGGUGCUGCACGAUGAUGUUUUUGGAGGUGCCCUGAUGUGAAGCAACAGGAAUUUAAAAGAAAUUCAGUGGCUUCUGUUGAAUCUACUACCAUCAACGCCUGCAAAAUGGAGGUUGUGUCAGCAGAAGUGAAUAGCUUGCUCCCCGAAGAGAUCAUGGACACAGGUAUAACAUUGGAGGAAGAUGAAAACAUCGAAGCUGUAAUUGUGGGUGACCAUAUUCCUAUGGAAACAGAACUGGAGGGAAUAACAAAUGUGAGCUCCGCUGAUGAUCAUGCUACUACUGGCACACCAUCGGUCACUACGGAAUCUGUCACAUUGCCCAGCAAUUGUGUUAGCCCCAUUACCGGCAAUUCUGCCAUUGUAAAAUCUGAUGCCAGUGUGACUGCACAACCUUCUUUUCAAAGCGGCCUCCAAAAACUAGGCACCCAGACUCCCGUCUCUCUACCAGCCAAUCAAAUUAUUCUUAACAAAGCAACGGACUUGAAAAUUGGUAAACAGGCCAUAAAGCAGGAAGGUCAAAAACUCAUAGUAACAACUCUGGGCAAGCCCGGACAACCCAUUGUCUUAGCGCUACCCCACAACCAGCUGUCACAGUCUCAGAAGACCACAUCGCAAUUACAAGCAAGCGACUCCAAAGUUCCAGCCCAGCAGUUCAAGGUGGUCACAAUUGGCGGAAGGUCAGAGGUGAAACCCGUCAUUGGUGUCUCUACCUUGGCUCCAGGGUGCCAGCUGGUAAAUACGGCAAACCAGUCAUCCGUACUGCAGUCCCAGCAAUUAAAAGCAGUGCAGAUUGCUAAGAAAACCAGGACACCAACUUCAGCUCCCGUGAUAGCGAAACUCAUCAUCACCAAACCAAUCAAUAGCAAAGCAGUUUCAGGACAGACAACUCAAGUAUCACCAGUCAUUGCAGGUAGAGUUCUUACACAGACUGCUCCGGGGACACCCCCCAAAACUGUAACGAUAUCUGAAAGUGGAGUUAUUGGGACAACUUUAAGUUCUACAAUACAGGAGGCACCAAAUAAGAUAGCAAUCUCCCCUUUGAAAUCCCCAAAUAAGCAGCUAACGAUGGUGUCGGUCGCCUCGCAGCCUCCAAGCUCCCCACAGAAAACAGUCAGUGUUCCUCUAAACGUAGCCCUGGGACAGCAGAUUCUCGCAGUGCAGCAUUCAACGCCCUCUUCCCCGGGAAAAGCUGUAGCUAACAAUACAACUGCUCAGGCUGUGAAAUCUGCAGUACAGACCCUCACUGUCGGGGGAGUGGGUACUUCUCAAUUUAAGACGAUCAUUCCCUUGACAACGGCACCCAAUGUUCAACAGAUUCAGGUACCUGGAAGCAAAUUCCAUUAUGUCCGGCUUGUAACUGCCACAACUGCCAGUAGUACAGCACAACCAGCUAAUCAGAAUCCCAGCACCAGCACUGCAACCCUGCAGCAAGCCAAACCAGUGGUGGUGAAUGCAACCCCCGUACGGAUGUCUGUUCCAAUUAUCCCAGCAACGCAGACGGUCAAACAAGUGGCUCCCAAACCAAUGAACACAACUUCGCAGAUAGUUACCACAAGCCAGCCACAACAGAGACUCAUUAUGCCUGCCACACCACUGCCACAAAUCCAACCCAACCUCACCAACCUUCCCCCUGGCACUGUCCUGGCCCCUGCCCAUGGCACAGGAAACGUGGGAUAUGCAUUUCUCCCAGCUCAGUAUGUUACACAGCUGCAGCAGCCAUCUUGUGUCUCCAUAGCGAGCAAUACUAGUCUUAGUGGGACAUCAAGUAUCCAGACCCAAGCCCGGCUUCCAUUCAAUGGAAUAAUCUCGUCUGAAUCUGCAAACCGUCCAAGAAAGCCCUGCAAUUGUACAAAGUCACUCUGUCUUAAGCUAUACUGUGAUUGCUUUGCAAAUGGGGAGUUCUGUAACAAUUGCAACUGUACAAAUUGCUAUAACAACCUGGACCAUGAAAACGAUAGGCAAAAAGCAAUCAAGGCUUGCCUGGACAGAAAUCCUGAAGCCUUUAAACCUAAAAUAGGGAAGGGAAAGGAAGGCGAGUCGGACAGGCGACACAGCAAAGGUUGUAACUGCAAAAGGUCUGGAUGCCUCAAAAAUUAUUGCGAGUGCUAUGAGGCAAAGAUCAUGUGCUCUUCAAUUUGCAAAUGUAUUGGCUGCAAGAAUUUUGAAGAAAGUCCAGAACGGAAAACGUUGAUGCACUUGGCUGAUGCUGCUGAAGUGCGAGUCCAGCAGCAGACAGCCGCCAAGACAAAAUUGUCUUCGCAGAUUUCAGAUCUUUUAACCAGGCCAGCCCCAGUGCUGACAAGCGGAGGGGGAAGGUUACCCUUCACGUUUGUAACAAAAGAGGUUGCUGAUGCGACAUGUGACUGUUUACUUGCACAGGCUGAACAGGCCGAGAAAGCAGGAAAAUCAAAAGCAGUAGCGGAACGGAUGAUUCUAGAGGAGUUUGGACGUUGUCUAAUGAGAAUCAUUAACUCGGCAGGAAAGUCCAAGAGUGAUCCUUGUGCCAUGAACUGCUGAUUCUUUAAAAAAUGGGCUUUUGCUCAGACUGGGACACUAAAAGGCACACGGACACUUUCCUGGUUCACAGCAGCAUUCUUCGUUGGUUCUCUGGUGCUGUGAGGUUUCCACAGGUGUAUUGUUAAUAUAGGAACUUUGCCAUGAGGCUUUUAACUUAACUUUCUUUUGCUUCACAGAUACAAGACGCGUUUUCUUCUCAACCUUUAAACAACAUGGGACAGCAAGUGCAAAGUUUAGAGGGUUUCCUUCCCUUCGUUCUCUUUAAAGGGGUAGUCUAGAAGCAAUUCUUUAAAUUAUUAUUUGCAAUUGUUAUGCUUGACUUUUGUAUUUAGAAGAAGAAAGAAAGAAACUAGUCAGUCUAUCAGGAGCAAAUUAGUUUUUGUGCAAAACUAAUUGAAAUGCCUGGAUAUUCUUACAAGAACAAUAUCCGUAUACUGGAUAGAUUUUUUCCAGCUCAUUCAAUCAGCAUCACAGCAGAGAUUAUAUUUGCAAAAAUAUAGGCAGUGGUACAUCUGUGGGUGAGUUAAUGCUGACGGGAAAUUAUUAAAAAAUAUUUGCUGAAAAACAGCUUUAAAAAUGCACAUUUAAAAGUUAUCUUGUUGGCCACAAUCUAAUUUCAGUGACAGUGCCUUGUCUGUUGAUCUUAAAGUAUUAACACCAUAGCAGUGGUAGCUGCAGAUAUAUAACAUUGAUAGAAAGAAAAUCAAGGUGAUAAUUGAUAUCUUAAAUCAUUUUGGUACAUUUUUAAAAAUACAUCACUGCACAAUAUAUAUUCCAAAUUUUAAUAAGACAUUUUCAUGUCUGGCUUUCAAGGGGAUUGACAUUUUAUGUGACAAACGUCAGUGUAAUUAGAUUUUUAACAUUUCUGCUAUAUGCCCUACAACAAAAAGAGGACAAACCCGGUUCUUGUUCCUUUAGAAUCUAACUAUUGGUCAAUUAUUGAGUUUCUCAGUUGCUCCUUCAAAUACUCCAGUAGACUAAUAAAAAAAACUUAAUUAAUUUAAUCUUAAUUUAUAUUUGUAUUGUCCACAUUUUAUUCAUACUCAACGGCUGGAAUAGGUGGAAAUAAAUUGACGAUCAUGCCUAUAUUUGUUAGUGGAAGCAAUACUGGGGAUGUUUCUAAACUAAGGAACACUUGGCAAUAUUUCUCCUUUAAUUAUAAAGGGGUGACCAAGAUAAUACUUAGACUUCCCCAAAUCUGGGUUACUUCCCAAAGUCUGGAUUUCAAUUCACAAAAUUCCCCAUCCCUGAGGAUUCCAGAAACCCAUUAUGUCUGGAAGUGCUAAAAUUAGAGGCUACCUUUAGUUGUGUAAAAUGACCCAAUGUUCUUACUAUACUGUCUAAGUUUCCAGAAGAAGCCAUUCUUUUGGGUCUCUGACGUUUCUCAAAUCUUUUUGCCUCAAUUCCAGAUUAUGCAUGGUGAAAUUGCUUUUGAAAAAAUAUUUUUAAAUGGAAAGGGAAGAAGUCAGUACGCUUCCUACUAUGGUCCUCAUCCAUUGUCAGUGAAUUUCUUGGACGUAGCUCAUUUAUUGCUCUUAUAAAAACUGCACAAGUUUUUUUUUAAUUGUGCAUGGCGCAACAUGGAGGGUGCAACUUUUGAAGGCUGAGGUGCCUUUUUUUAAGAGUUCAGUAGGAUGAACAAGUGGCUACUUUGCGAUAAUGAUAGGCUUUGUGCUCACUGAUGUCCGUGAGCUUUCAUGCAUCGACUUCAGUCUGUUGGGUUAUGAUUGAAGUGGAUAAGACAGUGGAAGUCUGUAGAGCCACAUCUGCUUGUGUAGCAAGUUAGAUCCAUCGUAUAAAAAUGCAUAUUUCAACUGGAGAGGGAGGGAAAGGUAUUGAGGUGGGGAAUCUUUUUCUUCAGCCAAGAGCAAGCAUUAGUCCCAGUAAGUAUUCAGCCGAGAUGUUUUUUUAGCAGUGUUCAAACCAGUUUCAAGCUAUGUUCAUUCUUUUUGUUACUGAAUUGGCUUAGUUUAUAUUUUAAAAGUAUAUAUUAGAAGCAUAAUCUUAAGACAAAAACCUAAAAGAUUUCCUUGGGAAAGAGAGGAAAGAGUGGAAUGACAUUAUUUGGAUGGAAUUGCUUAGGAGAGAGAACCUUUGUGAUAAAAACUAUUAAAAUGUGAAAGACAACUGCAUGGUUUUGUAGUGAAGAAAUUGUUUCAAUGAGUUUAUGAAUAUCUAAGUUUCAUGUUUGAAUUAGCAAGCACCUGCUAGAUAAUGUAGCCUGCUCUGUAAUUAUAGUGCUGCAUUUUUUUCUACUCCAAAUGGAUGUUUUCUCCAUAUAAUUGUGGAUGUGUAUAGAUAUACAUACACACACAAACACACGUUCUGUUGUAUUACAGUAUAUAUGUACAUAGCAAACUUGCUUAAAUUACACACAACCCUGAAAGGGAACCUGUUUAUUUCAAUAUAAUUCUUUUACAAAUAGAAUUAUUUUUGGGUGGGCAAGAGUUUGUUAAUUUUCUGAUUAGAUGAAGACUUGCCUUUUUACUAAUUUCAUAAAUGUCCAUACAACAAGAUUUGUACAAAUGUAAACUAGUGUAAGUUGGUAAGUAAAGCUUGAUCAAGUUAUUUUUCAAACAUGUAUUGCUUUGUCUAGAAUUACAUUUGUUUUAUGUUGUACAUAUUCCGUGUCUUAUUGUAACUUGCACCUUUUUUGUGAUGUGUAUUUAUAAGUGUGCAGAAAACCUUCUGUGAAGUUUGGAUUCUGGUUGUAGAUUAUGUAUAAUGGAAUUGUGUGUAAAAGAUUUGAAGAAGGUGCAAUCAAAGAAAACUAGUUUUUUGUCUCAUAAAAUAAGCUGUCUCUUUCACAUAGCUUGGAUUUUCUCCCCCUUUGAGUUUUUCUUGAUUGUUUGCAUGAAAGUGCUCACAGGUUAGUAAAAUAUAUCAAGAUCUUGAUAGCAGCUUAUCAAAAUUAUGCCUGCAUUGUGAUCCUCUGUCAGCUGAGAUUCUGCAGUGUUUCUUUCAAAGCCUCUAUAACAAUAAUUAGGAGCUGCUUAGCCAGAAUGCUUUUAUAUUGCAUCCCCUUAUUAGCAGAUUUUGAGAUGGGGGAGGGUAUUUGGGAAAAUUUUCUAGUUAUGGU